AUGAGUAACAGCCAGUCUACGCAGCAGUCGCAAGCUUCUUCCGCUAAAGAGCCUGAUCCAGAUGCCAUCAAAAUGUUUGUCGGUCAGAUUCCACGGACGUGGGGGGAAGCAGAAUGUAGAAAUUUGUUUGAGCAGUAUGGCUCUGUUUGCCAUCUAAAUGUGUUACGUGACAAAUUAACGCAUAUAAGUCGAGGUUGUUGUUUUGUAACUUUUUAUAAACGUGCAGAUGCAAUAGCAGCACAAGCAGCACUUCACAAUAUUCGUAUUUUACCCCAGAUGUGUCAUCCUGUGCAGAUGAAACCGGCAGAUAUUGAAAACAGGAAUGUUUGGUGUUCUUCAAGUCGUUGUAUUGCAGAAAGAAAAUUAUUCAUUGGGAUGUUAAAUAAGAAGCUUACCGAAGUUGAUGUACGGGAAAUGUUUGAGCAUUUUGGACAUAUAGAAGACUGCACUGUUCUUAGAGAUCCAGAAGGGAAAAGUCGAGGUAUAAAUGCAGGCUGUGCCUUUGUGACGUUUGCUCAUCGUUCCUGUGCGCAGCAAGCAAUCAGACAAGUGCAUCUAUCUCAAAUCAUGGAGGGAUGUUCCAAACCAAUUGUGGUAAAAUUUGCGGAUACUCAAAAGGAAAAAGAUGCGAAACGAAUGAAUGCAGCAUCAUUAGGAACGACGCCAGCCUUACCGAAUGUGAAGAAUUUUACAAACACGCUGCAACAGGUACUUCAAACACCGCAGCCAAGCAGCACUACAAAUCCAGCUUUGGGAGCGCAACUCGCAGCACUUGCUAGUAUCCUGCAAACUGCUUCUCAUUCGAAUGUCCUAAGUUUAAUUGGAAAUGUAUUAUCUGGUUUGGGUCGUUUAACGGAGAAUGCAACAUCAUCGAAUCAAACAUCCAUAACAUCAUCACCCUUUCCUCUUGUGAGCCAACAAACUUUGGCAUCAUUGUCUUCUUCACCUGGCCUUUCAAAUGCAGAUUCAUCAGCAGCAUUUCAACAACAACAACAGCAACAAUUAGCCGUUCUUCAACAUCAGCAGCGUUUACUUGAUUUUUUUAAUCCAUCUUUCAUGAAUCCAUCGCAGGCUGUGGCUAAUGGUUCUUUCGUUGGUGAGAAUAAACUAAACGGUGUGACAGGGAAUAACAAUCUCAUCCAGCUUACUGGACAGAAUACAUCCAAUGGAAUGGAUGUUAUGCAACGUGCAUAUGCGGGACUACAACAUUAUGCCGGUUUUUAUCCUCAGUUACCUACCGGUAGCUUACUUACAACUGCUAGUACAUCUGGCGCAGCAAUGAAUAUAAUAAGCAGUGGGCAAUCAAAGGGACCAGAUGGAUGUAAUCUGUUUAUUUACCAUCUUCCGCAGGAUUUUACUGAUAAUGACUUGUUCACUACUUUUGCUCCAUUUGGGACAAUUAUUUCAGCAAAAGUCUUUAUUGAUAAACAAACUAAUCUCAGUAAAUGUUUCGGUUUUGUUAGCUUUGAUAACGCUGUUUCGGCUAGAAAUGCUAUUUCGGCACUUAAUGGAUUUCAAAUAGGUUCUAAAAGACUAAAAGUACAGCUGAAACGAGGAAAGGAUAGCAAGCCGUACUCACAUUCGAGCAUGUCUGUUACAAGUGACAGUAGUAGCAUUCAUCCUUUAUCAACUUGA
This is a messenger RNA of Thelazia callipaeda (thelaziosis nematode), 1635 nucleotides long. The record is from the annotation of a GenBank genome assembly. Lineage: Eukaryota; Metazoa; Nematoda; Chromadorea; Rhabditida; Thelaziidae.